This is a messenger RNA of Rhagoletis pomonella (apple maggot), 1585 nucleotides long. It is a transcript of the gene DNaseII, whose product is annotated as deoxyribonuclease-2-alpha. The transcript has 4 exons. Gene Ontology annotation, biological process: apoptotic DNA fragmentation. Gene Ontology annotation, molecular function: deoxyribonuclease II activity. Lineage: Eukaryota; Metazoa; Arthropoda; Insecta; Diptera; Tephritidae. The record is from RefSeq and is a predicted model, not a curated record. Bases 217 to 1356 code for a protein of 379 amino acids.
AUUCAUUGGUGCCGCGGCUUUGUUUGCAAUUACUCGCUUGAUUACGUUUCAAACGAUAAACUUUUACUGUAGUGCACUUUUAUUCAGCGGUAGCGACUUUUGAGAAUUUAGUUUAAGACGCAGAGCAGCUGUGAGCGGUCGUUUGAAGAAAAAAGUUUCAGAGAUCUGAGUUUUGAGUUCUACUAAAGUAUUUAAAGUACUUUUUAGUUGCCCAAAAUGUGUCGCAGUUUAUUGCUGCUGCUUUUGUUGCCGCUAGUCGGCUGUUUGGCCGCCAAGAACGCCGCAUCGAAGGUAGUUUGCAGAGAUGAGGAUGGCGCGCCAGUAGAUUGGUUCUACUUGUACAAACUGCCGCGCAUACACAGCCAAUACGGCUCCAGACGCAACAGCAGCGGCUUCAACUAUCUGUACAUAUCGAACAACAACUACGAUGCCUGGCGCUUGUCCACGCACGAAGUCACCUCCACCGCAUCCAUGCCGGGCAAACUGCUACAACCGCUCUUCGAUGACGAGCGCGUGCUGAUUGUCGCCUACAACGAUCAGAAGCCCAACAGCAAUUCGAGCACACCGAAAGCGCACGCUAAAGGCUUGCUCGCCACCGAUGGCGAAUCGGCAGUGUGGCUGGUGCAUUCAGUGCCACGUUACCCGGACAUACCAGUUUACAAAUAUCCCCUCACAGGUGGACGCUAUGGACAGAGCUUUCUGUGCAUGUCCCUGCUAGCUAGCGAAGUGGAUAAGGUGGCUACACAGCUGCGUUUAAUGGUGCCGCUCAUCUACUAUACGCGCACCCCGGAAGCGGUUCUCUCACACUUUCCCGUCUUGCAGCAGGUAGUGCAGGGUAAGUGGCAAAAAGAGGCGCCCUUUCAGAAUAAAGUCAAGUUGGAGACAGUAGCGGGCACAAAAUUCAAAUCGUUUGCGAAGAGCGGCAAAGAGGUAACGGAAUUGUAUGAGGAUGUUAUAGCGCCGGCGUUGGAUGUCAAUUUGCUAGUGGAGACUUGGCGCAAUGGCGGUGGCAAUUUGGCAACGAAUUGCACGAAGAGUGAUAAGGUCUUCAAUAUAGAAGAAAUCAAAGAGCAAGCUCUACAAAUCUCAUUUACCACCAAUUCCGAUCACUCCAAAUGGGCCGUGUCUCAGGAGAGCGGUUUGAAGCUCUGGCGCUGGCGUGUUGGCGGCGCCGAUUGGAUUUGCGUGGGCGACAUUAAUCGACAGCACGAUCAGCUGGUGCGCGGUGGUGGUAGCGUCUGUCAGAAAAACAGCAAAGUAGCACAGCUCUACAGACAGCUAAUACAAGGAUAUGAACCAUGUCCGAGAGAUGGAAAUGCGAAAAAUAGAAAGCGUGAGAGGGAUGAGAAAAAAUAGAUUAUAAGCGAAAGUAUCAGUACAAACAUACAUACAUACAUACAUAUAAUUUGUACAUUAGUUCUAAAUGAUUUUCUACUAAACAAAAAGUAAAAGAUUUUACAUAUAUAAAAAAAAAUUGCUACUGACUGUUUAUGCAUAUCCUCAAUGCGAUUCCUCCAGCCUUAUGCCCAGUUUCACCGGGGCAGAUACACUGCUGGCAGAAAUAAUAGACCCGCCUUAUUUUGAU